AUGGAGCCACCCGUUUUCGGCGCGAUGAGCCCCCACUCCAAGUGCCUUCUCACCUGCGUCGCCUGCAGACUGGGCCGCGAUGCCGCGAGAGCUGCGCAAGCAGACAAGCUGGUCGAGCGGGUCUUCAGGGACGUGACCAGCACCAAGGCGCUCCAGCUGCUGAAUCUGGAGCUCAUAAACAUGUUGUUGGUAGCCAGUUACACGCUCGGACUGCCGUUGUCGCAGCCACAAAUGCAGCGCGUACUCGACCAGACAUGCCAGCUGGUUGAACGGGACGCCAAUUUCAACGUCGAGUUGACGGUCAGCAUACUACACUCGCUGGGCGCAAUAGCUCGGGUAUACCCGCGUCAACGUGAGCAACUGGCGACCUCGGCAGUGGUUCAAAGUGUCCUUUCUGGGUUUCGCGAUUUUGAGCCGAGGCUCAACAUGCGUGAACUGUCGCUGGUGCUGUACGCCUUCGACAAACUGCAUGUCGUCGACCAUGCUAUGGCAGAAGUGUUGGUAGAGCGAGUGGAGAAGGAACGCUCCACAUUGAACGGGCAGACGCAGGCCACCAUCCUUUUCGCGUGCGCUGCGCACCCCCCCUUGCACCGGGUGCUCGGAAUACUGCGUGAAAAUGUGGUUGACGGGGCGCCACGCUUCACGGGUAGAGAGGCGUGCAACGUGUAUUGCGCUUACCUGAAGGCCGGCCUCUGGGAUGAGCAGUUGUCAGCACUGCUUGAACACGCCCUGCCCAAGAUGAACGCCCAGGAGCUUUGCAACGUCGUAAACCUGAUGAUACAGAAGGAAGCACCCGUUGACAAAUCCUUCACUGUGGCGUAUCCGCGUCACUUAAACACCGCGUUGAUGACGAUGCGACUCUCGCUACUUGACGCGUUGACCCUGACGCAGUCCGUUGCGCACUGGGGUCUCGCCAGCCGCAUGCGAUUGAGCGCGCUCGAUAAUGCAAUCUCCAAAGCGCUGGCAGCAGAUAGGUCGGCCUACUCCGCUAAGCACGUCUAUCUGUUGCACUACUUGGUGACGCUGGGUUGCCGCGGUGCGGCGCAGAGGGCGGUGAACUGCGCCGCACAGCGCUUCGACCCGAGAGCGCUCAGCAAUAAGGAGAUCGUCGUGCUCUACAAUGCGCUGUGGCACUUCGGAUCGGGCGCUGCCUGCGUGAGCGUCGUCGAGCGCGAACUGAAGCGGCGCCUCGAUCAACACCAGGCAUUCAGCGCGGUCGACUUGCAAACCUUGGCGCACUGGGGAGACUCCGAAACGUGUGGCCUUAUUGCGGACAAGUAUCUAGACGGCAGUGGAUGCGCGAAUGAAAGCCAUAUCAAACUGCUGAACACCCUCCUGAGGAAGACGGGUAGCGACGCGGCGAGGGCCUUGGCGCGGCGGGCGGUUGAGGUGGUGCUAAAGCCUGGACGUGACAACAGCACUAAAAUGGCGGUCAAUAACGAUUCCAAUGCACAUGAAGAUGCUGGAUCAGGGUGCAACGUGAUGAGUAGCGUCUCCUCUAAACAUGGAUCUAACGUGGAGGUGCCAUCCACCGUGAGGCACCAGGCUGCGGCAUGUGAGCUGUUGCCUUACCUACAGGGAGAGCUGGAUGUAGUUCCCAUUUUGUCCAACCUAGUGGAGAGUUGGCUUCAUACGUUGUGCGGCGACACUAAAAUAGAAACGCGGUGUUUGAUCGCAUGCCUGUCAGUGGCCCGGAAGCUCAACGUGAGAUCGACGUCGGUAGCGUCGGUCGCGAGUGCCAUCGUCGAACAACUUGAUGGUGGGAUAGGCCCCCAGGAUUUCUUGGAUUACAUCAAUGCAGUGUACCACCUGGAAAUAGCAGUGAACGACCCGGGGGCGCUGAUGGACACCGCCGUUAAGGUCCUGGAGGAGGCGCAUGACGAAGCUGUCAAGGAGUCCAUAUUGUUCACUCUCAGUGCAAUGCAAUUUUCGGGCCAUCUGAUCACUAAUGGAGUCGGAGAACAUGUUGUGUCGAGGUGUUUGGCUUUGAGAAAGCCUCCACGGAUGUGCCUGAAGGCGCUCUACAUGUGCCUGGUUCAUGAAGGCUACCUUACGCCUGGUGGAAUCACCACAUCCCCUGCCUUCAUCCGCAGAUUGCAAUAUCGCGCUGCAGAAGUGGGCACUGGCGGCAAAACACGCACUGAGUCGCAUAUCGGAGCUACAUCGCACCACCGCCGCUCCAGGCCCACCACACAUGAGGACAACCAAAAUGAGGUGCACUGCAGCGUCUACUCAACGCUGCAAAAAAUACACGCUGGCAAUCCGUGUUCAUCCAUACGAGCGGAGGCGCCUGUGGCAUUCGACUAUGUGUCGGACAUUCUUUUGACCACAUCGCCACCGAGGUUGAAAGGCGUGCCAUAG
Molecule: messenger RNA, 2361 nt
Organism: Babesia bigemina
Lineage: Eukaryota; Apicomplexa; Aconoidasida; Piroplasmida; Babesiidae
Exons: 1
Coding region: 1-2361 (786 amino acids)
Source: RefSeq, a predicted model, not a curated record